Mycena indigotica is the source of this 1011-nucleotide messenger RNA. RefSeq names its product BTB domain-containing protein. Gene Ontology annotation, molecular function: protein binding. The record is from RefSeq and is a predicted model, not a curated record. The coding region runs from base 1 to 1011 and encodes 336 amino acids. The transcript is spliced from 3 exons. Lineage: Eukaryota; Fungi; Basidiomycota; Agaricomycetes; Agaricales; Mycenaceae.
AUGUCUGAAGCUCGCGUCCCAUCCGCCAAACGCGCUCGCACCGACGACGCUAGCUCGCCUACCACGAUAAUACGCUCCGAUAUCUGGCAUUCCGAUGGCAGUCUGAUUCUUCAAGCUGGAAAAACGCAAUUUCGCGUUCACUGGAGUGUAUUGUCGAGCCACUCGUCCGUUUUCAAAGAUAUGCAAAUCAACUGCCAGCCCGGCACCCCCGAAUCGCUUGUAGAAGGCUGUCCUGUUAUUGAGCUCUACGAUGACCCACAAAGCGUCAAAACGAUUCUUCGUGUGCUCUACAAUCCGACUUCUUUUUUGCGGCGAGAUGCGCGAAGCAAGGGUUCCUACAAAUUUGCAUAUGUGGCCUCGCUGGUUCGCAUGGGACGCAAAUACGAUUUUGGAAAUCUGUGGGACCUGGCUCUCGGGGUGUUGGAGGCUGAAAUUCCAAUGACGCCGGCUGGAUAUGACGACUUGCGGGCCGCCUCGAAUAAAACGACGUUCAUCGAAGACUAUCCCGGCGUGUACCUUGAUAUUCUCUCCUUACUGCGCGAGCAGAAUAUUUUGUCGCUUCUCCCAUCCGCGUACUAUCUCGUCGUUGCCAAGUAUACUAUGCAAGAGUUGCUCGAUGGGGUCGCGCGAGGCGAUGGUACAACUGCCGUUCUGGCUGCAGCAGAGCUACGCCAAUGCAUAUUGUCAAGAUAUAAAAUCCGCAGCAUCCAGUUUGAGCCAAGCUACGCUCUGUCCUGCUUUCGCGAAUCGAUUCCUCCAGCAUACUAUAGUGACAAAUGUCGUAACAAUGACACGCGCUCCAAGUCCUGCGUAGCAGUGCGCUUGCAGCAGAUUUCCGCACAUUCGACGUUCCCGGCGCUGUUUCCUCCGACUAGUCAACUGAAGGGACUUUGUUCGAUUUGCCUUGAAGAGGCAAGUGAGGUGCUGGAGGCUGGCAGACAAAAAGGUUGGGAGGAUUUGCCUAGCUUCUUCGACCUUCCACCGUGGAGUGAACUGAAGCGCGAUGAUUAG